This is a messenger RNA of Fusarium oxysporum Fo47, 654 nucleotides long. Its product is annotated as thioredoxin-like protein. The record is from RefSeq and is a predicted model, not a curated record. The transcript is spliced from 2 exons. Gene Ontology annotation, molecular function: oxidoreductase activity. NCBI's taxonomy places the organism in Eukaryota, Fungi, Ascomycota, Sordariomycetes, Hypocreales, Nectriaceae. The coding region runs from base 1 to 654 and encodes 217 amino acids.
AUGGCCAACUGCAAUAUUCAGUUGACGAUCGACAUUGGCUGUCCAUGGUGUUACCUAGGCUGGAAUCGUCUUCGAAGAGCGGUUGCUUUAUACCGAGACCAGGCUUCAGAUGCCACUGCCGAUACCGUCACCAUCGUUUAUCGUUACAUAUCGAUCGAUCCGACUCUGCCCAAGGUCCCUGUUAGCCAAAGAGAGCACUUGCUGAAAAAGAUGCUCCCGGAAACGAUUGACACAGUUCACUCGGCGAUGAAGUCUAUGGGCCAAAAAGAAGGUAUCAAGUACAACUUCAACAGCAAGAUUGGGAACACGAGAGAUAUCCAUAGACUUAUGUACCUCGCAAGGUCAAAGUCGCCUGAGGUUGAAGAACGUCUGUUGUCGAUUGUCUUCAAGUCACACUUCGAGGAAGAAGGCGAUAUCACCUGUCAUGAUACUCUAGUCUCUUAUGCUGGAAAGGCCGGUAUUAGCGGAGCAGAUGUUAGGAGCUGGCUUGAUAACGGUGGAGGAGAAAAUGAGUUCGAGCAGGACAAACUGGAAUCGCGCACGACCGACAUCACUUCUGUUCCACACAUGCUGAUAAACGGAAGAUCUGUAUCCAAGGGUGUGCCUGAAGUCGAGGUCUUGUUGCAGAUGUUUACCAAGCAAUUCAGCCAUUAA